AUGUCUUCUUUGACUAUUAUAUUGUAGUUUAGUCAGAGACCCAUGCAUCUAAAAUGCUUGUUUUUCCGAAUUAAUUAUUCAUACAGUUGGCUAACGCAGACUAAUAAGGCUUGUAAAAGCUGACUUUGAAUACGUCUCUCAUUUACGAGCGUACAUAUCCAACCAUCAACUACAAUAUAAAACACAACUAAGCGAUGUAAAAAGACAUAACGAAAAGAAUUCGACCAAUCCAAAAAGGAAAAAGAAAGACAGAAGAGAAAUGAUGUUUGAGUCUCCAAGCAAGAAGAGAUGGAAGUUGUUAUCAUCAUCUUCAUCUUAUAGAGAGACAAUUGUGCUUGGAAGAUAUAGUAAAAGUUGCAGAGAGCAGAAGCAACAAGGAAGAAGAUCUAUUGAAGAGAGACGCUCGCCGAAGUGGAAAGUUCUGUUGAGGAAGCUCAAGUUGUUGCCUUCUCCUAGAUUCACAAAGGUCACAGCUUAUGAGCUUGACGAUUACUCUUUGAAUUUUGAUCAAGGGCCCGGAUGGCACGACCACGAUGAGCCCGAUAAUCUUGCUAGGUCUUUCUCUUCUCGGUUUGCUGAUCCCACCAGGAAUAUUAGAGCAACACGCUUGCUCUUGUAUUAAGUUGUUAUUUAUUUUAUUUUUUCCCUUUGUUUUUCUCUUUUCAAUGAUGAGAUUAUACACUAGCUGUUCGAAUUGUAAAAAAUGAUUAAAAAUGUUAGCCUGAUUA
Brassica rapa (field mustard) is the source of this 728-nucleotide messenger RNA. RefSeq lists its product as uncharacterized. NCBI's taxonomy places the organism in Eukaryota, Viridiplantae, Streptophyta, Magnoliopsida, Brassicales, Brassicaceae. The record is from RefSeq and is a predicted model, not a curated record.